Molecule: messenger RNA, 689 nt
Organism: Harmonia axyridis
Lineage: Eukaryota; Metazoa; Arthropoda; Insecta; Coleoptera; Coccinellidae
Exons: 4
Coding region: 98-646 (182 amino acids)
Source: RefSeq, a predicted model, not a curated record
CAUUUUAUUACUCUCAAGUAGUAGUGAAUGAACCAUGUAAUGAACUAGUGUUUGUGAUUUUUCCAACUCCGGGAUAAUUUCAAAUCUAUUCAAUAAUAUGAUAUAUUGUAGAAUGCUAAAAAUGGUUUAUGUUUUUUAUACAAUUUUCGUGACUGUUAAAAUGGAAGAUGAGGAGUUUAUAAAUACUAUUGGUUUUCCUUUUGGUGGCCCUUUCAUGGGAUUGUUUGUGACAUUAAGCAUACCUUUGGGACUUAAGGAGGAGGAUGUUUUUCUUGGAUAUAAUAUGGAAGCGAACUAUGUUUUACCAGAAAAUCAAACCUCAUUUUCAUAUCCACCAAUUCUUGGAGAGAGGAGUAUUACAAGAAGUUCAGUUUAUCAAUUUCUUUCUAAUAAGUUAUCAAGAUAUGGCUUCCCAGGCUAUGAAUGCCUAUUAAGACUCAUUUGUGAUACAGCAACUCAUCCAAUCAACUUAACAAAUGGAGUUUUAGGCGACUUGCUCCAUGUUAUUCUCACACCAUCCAGUUCCAAUGAAACAGAAAGCCUUGAGGCAUACUUAGAAGCAGAAAGACAAGGGAUAGAAAACGAAAACUGCUUCAUCUACGAGAAGAACUGUUCUUAUAGCAUCCUUGAUUUUGUCACUACUUAGCAACAAAGCUGAAUAUGAAAUUAAAAUAAAGACUUCUUGCCAC